This is a messenger RNA of Hylaeus anthracinus, 1770 nucleotides long. RefSeq lists its product as uncharacterized. The record is from RefSeq and is a predicted model, not a curated record. The coding region runs from base 455 to 1135 and encodes 226 amino acids. NCBI's taxonomy places the organism in Eukaryota, Metazoa, Arthropoda, Insecta, Hymenoptera, Colletidae. Gene Ontology annotation, molecular function: sequence-specific DNA binding. The transcript is spliced from 5 exons.
GAAGCAACUUUUUCCUUAGCGAAAAUAUUGUCCGAGGCUUCGUUAAACAGAUAUUAACAAAAAACCCCAAACAGUCAGAGCGCGAGUAUGCCGGUGGAGCGUAGGCUACGCGCUAAGCGGCUUCGCUCAUAUGCUACCGUGGGCGCUCCACCGGCAUACUCGCGCUCUGAUUGGUCAGUGUUUUCCGUUAAUAUCUCCUCAACGAAGCCUCGGACAACAUUUUCGCUAAGGAGAAAAUUGUUUCAAAUCACCUCCCGAACCAACCCUUUCAAGGUGUUACAACAUUUUUGGGACACCCUGUAUUUUGUUCACGUUCCUCUGCGUAAUAUUAUUUAUUGAAUAUCUUUGAGUAUUUCGCUAAUCUUUGAAAUCAGCAGUUUCUUUUAGUACAUAUAACAGUAUUUUGGAUAUUAGGACAAAAGAAGCGAUACGAAAUAUAAAACGUUCAUAUAAAAUGAAAUGUAAAAGUAGUAACGGUUUCCUGUGUUCAGUGAGCAGUUGUAAAGAGAAAUCGGAGACAAGUCAGUAUCUCAGUUUUUUUCGCUUUCCAUCUCAGCCAAUAAGAGCGAAAGCAUGGGCUCAAGCAUGUGGCAAGAAAAAGGAUAUGUCACCUACAAAGUUGUAUUCUACUCAUAGAGUGUGUUCCAAACAUUUUGCUCCACACAUGUUCUUAAACAAUUUAAGGAAUCGUUUACAACCACAUGCAAUUCCAGUCUUAAAUAUUGAAGAAAAUGAUACUACACCAACUGAAAUCAAUGUACAAGCUUCACCAGAUCAUUGUGGGCAAGAUACAAAACCAGACAUGUGUAACCUUGUGCCUACAUGUUCAAUAACUAAUUUGACAGGCAUUAAUGAACGCACAGAAAAUGAUAGUCAUGUAUCAAAACAUGAUAAAAGUGUUCAAGUUCAAUUAGAAAUAGCAGACUGUUGCUCGAGCAAAAUAACAGCUCUGAAGAAAAAAUGUGACGCUGCAGUAAAAAGAGCAAAGCGUGCAAAGAUAAGAAGUAAAAAGGAAAAGACUCAAAAAUACAUGACGCUUGAUGAAUUGCAUGAUCUUAUGUCUCAAUUUUAUCCCAAAACAAUGAUAGACUUUUUGAGAAACCAAGCAGCUAACCUGAAGAAAGAAGAAUGGUGAUAGAUAUAUUGAAGAAUUUAAAAUGUUUCGUUUGACAUUAUACAUAAAAGGACCAAAAGCUUAUAGAGUAUUAUGGAAUACUUUUAUUUUGCCUUCAAAAAGAACACUGAAGAAGAUGAUUCAAAGUUUAAUUAUUUCUCCAGGUUUGAAUGACAUUGUGUUUGAAUUUUUUUAAAUAAAAACUACAAAUUUAAAAGAUUUAAAUAGAUAUUGCUGUAUAAGUAUCGACACUGUCAUUAAAACCCAGUUUACUCACUGUUUACAAUUUAUUAACGCACACAUUACAUAUCACACUUUAAAAUUUGUUGAUACAUUGUUAACUUCACGUAAGUGUAAUGCAAUUCAUUUUGUUACUUUUUAAGCAUUAAAAUGUUAUUACUAAUCUUUUUAAUUUACAAUUCAUUAAUACAGAUACUUGUUUACAGAUGAUUGAAUUUUGUCCGGAACAUCGUAUUCAACAGAAAUGAAUUUUCCAUGUAAGACGAAUACUUUAAAUUAUAAGUCGUAAAUUUUUCCAGGAAAUGUUUGAAUUAUUAAUGAAGAAAUUACAAUGUAAUUUGACAUAUUGUACAUACUUCAAUUGUAGAUAAUCUAAGUGUAACUACGUUGAUUAUAAAUAAAAUAAAAGAAUGGUA